Synchytrium microbalum is the source of this 480-nucleotide messenger RNA. RefSeq lists its product as uncharacterized. Bases 1 to 480 code for a protein of 159 amino acids. NCBI's taxonomy places the organism in Eukaryota, Fungi, Chytridiomycota, Chytridiomycetes, Synchytriales, Synchytriaceae. The transcript has 4 exons. The record is from RefSeq and is a predicted model, not a curated record.
AUGAGAUUCAUUCCGCUUAUAGCCGCCACCGUGAUGAUGUUUUGUCUCCUCUUCAUCGGCAUGUCGCCAUCAGAAGUAGCCAACAAGAUACUCCCUGCAUGGCUUCACAAUGACAAGCUCCUACAUUUCCUGGGAUUUGCUAUAUUGUCUGCUCUGGUUUAUGCCGUGCUGGAACUCGGGGUUGCUAAAUCGACGAGGUUUGCGAUUGUGUGUAUGUUUCUGGCGAGUGGGAUUGGAGAGAUUGUACAGGCUCUGUCGCCGGAUAGGAAACCAGACUUUGUCGACUUUUUGGCCAAUCUGGGCGGAAGUGUAGUAGGCAUAUCACUAGGCGUCGGCAUUGACUUGUUCAGGCUUCGUAUGCUCAGGAAAAAGAAAAAGAUUAGGUGGCCUAAAAUCCUUGAUGAUGCGAGUGGAGAUGGUCAUGAUGAGGUCCCAUUGCGUGAUAAGGCAUCAAGAGACGAAGAGGAAGGAGAUGAUUAA